This is a messenger RNA of Ciona intestinalis (vase tunicate), 1777 nucleotides long. Its product is annotated as microfibrillar-associated protein 1-like. Lineage: Eukaryota; Metazoa; Chordata; Ascidiacea; Phlebobranchia; Cionidae. The record is from RefSeq and is a predicted model, not a curated record.
AAAGCGAAUUCUACAUUACAGACAAACGGUCAUUAGGUAUACAGAAAUUAAACCAUUGGGAUAAGAAGGCAACUGUAGUUUGUUCUGCAUCUAUUUUUGUAGAAGGUUUACUCAAGAAAGCAAAAUGUUCACUCUUGGGCAAGAGCAUAUGUUGGAGGAAACCUCCAAACCUCAACCCAUCAUGUUUACUGCUGGUGCCGUGCCUGUUAAAAACAGAAAAGGUGAAAUAUCCAUGGAAAAAGUCCACGUGAAGAGAUACGUUGCAGGGAAACGACCAGAUUGGGCAGAUGAUGAAGAGGAGGAAGAUGAAGAGGAUGAAAAAUUUGGGAGAGCUGGGUCCGAUAGUGAAGGGGAGAAGGACGUCAUUUCUCGCAUCCGGAAUAAUCAAGAGGUGCAGGAAGUGGACAUGACGAAAGUGGAUGAUCGGAGGUUGCGCAGAUUGAUGCAGCACAAGGAGAAGGAAGAUGUGGAGGAAAGAUUGAGGCGGAGACGAAUCCACGAACCCGAGGUGAUCGCUGAAGCUUCCGAAUCUGAUGAACAAUCGGAAAAUGAGGAGGAUAAACCACCAACCACCAUGAUAGAGAUGGGACAAGAUGAAGAGAGCAGUGAUGAGGGAGAACUUGACGAAGAUGAAAUUGAAAACAGAAGAGCUCGUCUGAGGGAAAGAGCAAGAGCGCGACGUGAUGUAAAUGAAGAAUUACUCGCGAUGCCAACGGAGUCCAAAGAUCAGGAAGAUGAUGAAGACCAAGGAAAGAUUGAGGAAGAGGAGUUCACAACAGACGAAGAGUCCGAGUACUCUGAUUCAGAUGAAGAUGGUCCAAGAUUAAAACCAGUGUUUGUUAGAAAAAAAGAUCGACUAACGAUACAAGAAAGAGAGAAAGAAGAAGAAAGACAGAGGUUGUUGGAGGAAGAAGCAAAGAAGAUUGCAGAAGAAAGAAGACGAUAUACACUGAAGAUGGUGGAAAAAGAGGCGAGAGAGCAACAUGAGAUGGAACAGAUGGCUCUUGGGAAGUUGGAUGCUGCUCUUGAGGCGGUGGACUCAGAUGAUGGUAAUGAUGAGGCAGAGUAUGAACUCUGGAAGCUUAGGGAGCUGAAGAGAAUCAAAAGAGAUCGGGACGAACGUGAUUCAAUGCAAAAGGAGAAAGAAGAAAUUGAAAGAUUUCGCAACCUCACUGAGGAAGAACGAAGAGCAGAAUUACGGAAUAAUCCACGACAGAUUACCAACCAAACUGCUAAAGGCAAAUACAAGUUCUUGCAGAAGUAUUAUCACCGUGGUGCUUUCUUUAUGGACAAGCAAGAAGAUACGUACACAAAGGACUUCACGGCACCUACACUCGAAGAUCACUUUGAUAAAACUAUUCUGCCAAAAGUUAUGCAGGUUAAAAACUUUGGUCGCUCUGGGCGUACAAAGUACACGCAUUUGGUCGACCAGGACACCACGAUUUUUGACUCCCCGUGGACUCAGGAGUCUGCCGCAUCUUCUAAGUUUCAAAACACUAAGGCAGCUGGUAUGAAACAAGUAUUUGACCGACCAAGCGGCUCAAAAAAACGGAAGACGUAGUCUUGCAUUCUAUCAGGAACUAUGGAAAUAAAAAACGAUCGUAAGGCUUUCACAGUCGGCGCUGUCGCCCGAUUUUGGCUAGAAGCUGCGUAGGCACAUGCGUGUAAUUUGAUGAGUCGGCAAAACCACACGGUUACGAAAAUUUUUCGCCGUGUUCUUUUGCUAUACAUAUUUUACCGAACACAAAAAUACAAAUGGCGAACGCUGUCACCAUAA